AGAAUAAGGAGAAGAAGAUAAAGAUUAAUCUGCAGGCAAAACUAGUUGGAAUUGAGAGAUGCCGGUGGCCAGAGGUAGAGCUUGGGUACAGAGAGGAGGGUAAGGUAUCAGUCACCGAUGGGCAAUGGCUUCCUUUCAACACUUACGACCGUUUUCGCAAACUAGCCUCGUGGGUUGUGUGAAUUAAAAGCUCAUAGCCCAUUUUAGGAUCCAACUAGAAAGCCCAAACACGCUGCUGCUGAGGAGUACAUAUACAGUCUCUGUUAGUGCUCUGGCAUAGGAAGCGAGCAAGUACUAUGCUCUCUUUGGCUUGCCAGAAGCGAGAGCGGUACUGGAUGUUCAAAUUACACUGACCGAGCAUAGAAGCAUCGAGAAAAUGGCAUGGCAAUGGCGUUUAUUUGGUUUUCUCUCUCUCAGUUUGCUCGUAUUUUCUGCAACAACCAAUGCUUCGCAGUGCUCAAUCAAGUGGUUGCCAGUUGUGAGGAAUGUUAGUGAGCUUCCUCAGGAUGAUUAUGGAAGGCGAGGUUUGUCCCAUGUUACUGUUGCUGGUUCUGUCUUGCAUGGGAUGAAAGAGGUGGAGGUAUGGCUUCAAACUUUUUCUCCAGGCUCACGCACUCCAAUCCACAGACACUCAUGUGAAGAAGUUUUUAUUGUCCUAAAGGGAAGUGGCACUCUCUAUCUUGCCUCAAGUUCACAUGAGAAGUCUCCUGGAAAGCCACAAGAAUAUGCCAUCUUUUCCAAUAGCACAUUCCAUAUCCCUGUCAAUGAUGCUCACCAGGUCUGGAAUACAAAUGAACACGAGGAUUUGCAAGUGCUUGUCAUAAUAUCUCGUCCACCAGUCAAAGUGUUCAUAUAUGAUGACUGGUUCAUGCCCCACAUUGCAGCAAGAUUGAAGUUUCCCUACUAUUGGGAUGAACAGUGCCUACAAGUUCAAGCAUCUCCAAAAGAUGAACUUUAAUCACAAGGAAAUACCACUGUAUAUUGCUUACACAAGCAUGUUAAUUUCUGCUGUGGACUGAUAAAUACUUGAUACGAAAAGCUAUCUUACCAGGAGCAUAGAAGGCUUUUCUUUUCUCUUGUAAAAUAGCAUAAGCUGUGAAACUUGUAUAUUCUGAAAGCUCGUGGCUGAUUGGCACGUGGUGAACAAUCUUCAGGUUUGAAAUUCUACUUCCAAUUUAGAUCUUAACUUUGCUCUUUGAACUGUGAGAAGAUAAGAAUGGAAAAUAGGAACGAGAAGGAUGCUAUUAACUUCCACUUUAUAGUUCUUAUAUUAAGUGUGGGCCUUUGAUUUUUAAUGAUCAAUGCUUUGACAA
Molecule: messenger RNA, 1313 nt
Organism: Hevea brasiliensis (rubber tree)
Lineage: Eukaryota; Viridiplantae; Streptophyta; Magnoliopsida; Malpighiales; Euphorbiaceae
Product: auxin-binding protein T85
Exons: 5
Coding region: 377-958 (193 amino acids)
Molecular function (GO): auxin binding
Source: RefSeq, a predicted model, not a curated record